AUGGCGGCAUCGACGGCAUCGACGGCGUCGCCGCAGACGUUCCGCAUCCUCGUCCUCCCCGGCGAUCACGUCGGUCCGGAAGUCAUGGCCGAAGCCCUGCGCGUCCUGGACGUGGUGCAGGCUUCGUCGUCGGGGAAAAUCAAGUUCGAAUACAACCACCAGAUUGCCGGCGGGUGCAGCAUCGACAAGCACGGCACGCCCAUCACGGACGAGGUGUUGCGUAUCGCCAAGGAGGAGAGCGAUGCUGUCUUGUUCGGCAGCGUGGGUGGGCCGGAAUGGGGCACCACCUAUCCCAACCCGGAAUCCGGCCUGCUGCGUCUCCGACAGCACCUCGACGCCUUCGCCAACAUCCGGCCCUGCACCUUCUACUCGCGCUCCCUGAUCCCGCUGUCGCCGUUGAAGCCGGCCAUCGCGGACGGGACCAACUUCAUCCUGCUCCGGGAGAACUGCGGCGGCGCCUACUUUGGGGCCAAGGUCGAGGAGGCGGAUUUCGCCAGCGACUCGUGGGCGUACCGACGCGACGAGAUCGAGCGGUGCGCCCGAGUCGCCGCGGCGCUGGCUACCACCAUGGGCAAGGACGGCCUCGGCACGGGCCAGUGCCCUGACGGUCCCGCGACGGUGUGGUCGAGCGACAAGGCCAACGUGCUUGCGUCGGGCCGGCUGUGGCGCCGCGUGACGAGCGAGGUGUUCGCCAACGAGUUCCCCAACAUCGAGCUCAAGCACCAGCUCGCCGACAGCCUGAGCAUGUUGAUGGUCAAGAACCCGCGCAUGUUCAACGGCGUCAUCCACACCGACAACACCUUUGGCGACAUGCUCUCCGACCAGGCCGGCGGCGUCGUCGGCACCCUCGGCGUCCUGCCCAGCGCCAGUCUCUGCGGCAUCCCCGAUGGCCACAGUCGGUGCAACGGCAUCUACGAGCCCGUCCAUGGCUCGGCGCCCGACAUCGCCGGCAAGGGCCUGGUCAACCCGACCGCUCAAAUCCUCUCCGCCGCCCUGAUGCUACGCUAUUCCUUCAAUCUGGCGCCCGAGGCCGCCGCGAUCGAGGCCGCCGUCCAGAAGGUGCUGGAUGGCAAGGACAUUGGGGGCUUGGAGAUCCGCAGCGGCGAUCUCGGUGGCCGUGCAACUACUAGCCAAAUCGGCGAUGCCGUGUGUCAAGUGCUCGAACAGAUUCUCAAGGAAAAGAGCAACAGCAGUGGGGUGUCAAACGGGCGUGUAUAA
Molecule: messenger RNA, 1218 nt
Organism: Capronia epimyces CBS 606.96
Lineage: Eukaryota; Fungi; Ascomycota; Eurotiomycetes; Chaetothyriales; Herpotrichiellaceae
Product: 3-isopropylmalate dehydrogenase
Exons: 2
Coding region: 1-1218 (405 amino acids)
Biological process (GO): L-leucine biosynthetic process
Cellular component (GO): cytosol
Molecular function (GO): NAD binding; 3-isopropylmalate dehydrogenase activity; magnesium ion binding
Source: RefSeq, a predicted model, not a curated record